AUGGAACAAGCUGCAUCAAUUGUCCCAGAGCAUGAACAAGGUGGAGAUUUCAAUGACAUUUUAAGUGCAUCUGAUAAAAGGGGAGGAGCCAAAGAUUCGGAGAAGAAACGCGAUGUGUUCAGGGAGAGGAUUGAGUCUUGUAAUCUGAUGGAUUUGGGAUCUUCAGCGCACCGUUACACUUGGAGGGGUCCCAUCUAUCAGGGAGGUGUUGGUAUCUAUGAGAGACUUGACAGAGCAAUGAGCAACGACAUCUGGAGACUUCAAUUUCCUAAUGCUUCUGUCAAAGUCCUCACGAGGAUGGAAUUCUCCGACCACCAUCCUAUCCUUAUUUCGCUCAAGGAUGAAAACAACACUCGGGAGGCUAAGAGGUUCCAUUUGAGAGUGCUUGGCUUCUUGAGGAGAAUUACGACACUUGGAUGA
Messenger RNA from Vicia faba (fava bean), 420 nucleotides. Lineage: Eukaryota; Viridiplantae; Streptophyta; Magnoliopsida; Fabales; Fabaceae. The record is from the annotation of a GenBank genome assembly.